Clunio marinus is the source of this 3705-nucleotide messenger RNA. The record is from the annotation of a GenBank genome assembly. Lineage: Eukaryota; Metazoa; Arthropoda; Insecta; Diptera; Chironomidae.
AAAAAAAGUCACAUAAAUAAACUUGUUUUAAAGCGAUUAAUCUAUUACUUAGCAUAUAUUGGUAUUUAUAAUUCAUGGGCUGUUGUGUCUUGUUUUUUCUAAAUUUAUUAGAUUGAACGGAUUAGUAAAUAGUUAAGAUAAAUAUUUCAAUAUUUCAAAGUUCAUCGAUCAUAAAUAUUGUGAAAUCCAAAUUUUUACAAGACUGACAUUAUUUGACAACAAAAAUAAAUCAUGGAUCCUAAAUUUGUGAAUGUGCUGAUAUUGGGCUUUGGCUUCAUGUUCCUGUUUACUGCCUUCCAAACAAUGGGAAAUAUCGAGAAAACAGUGCUUGACAGCAUCCAUGAAGAUGAUCCGACGUUCACAGGAGAUGGAUACAUAAGCUUAGCCAUUAUUUAUGCUGUUUUUGCUAUUUGUAAUUGGAUAGCACCGCCUGUUAUCGCAUUAACAGGUCCAAGAAUUGCCAUGUUGAUUGGUGCAGUUGCUUAUUGCUCAUUUAUGAUAUCAUUUUUAUGGCCGAAAACAUGGAUUCUUUAUGGUAUGAGUGCUUUACUUGGAGUGGGCGCUGCAAUCAUUUGGACAGCUCAGGGAUCAUUUCUGUCCAAAUGUAGCGACUCUUCCACCAUAUCUAGAAAUUCAGGAAUAUUUUGGGCAAUGUUACAAAUGAGCAUGUUUUUUGGAAAUUUGUUUGUCUUCUUCCAAUUUCAAGGGAAGAGUCACAUCGAUCAAACAACGAGAACGUUGGUGUUUUCCGUCCUCAUAGGUGUUGGUGUUUUAGGUUUCUUCUUCCUGACAGCAUUACGACCUAUCCAUGAGCAACGCGUUGUUGAUGCUAUUGAAGGAGAUGUUGACGAUGAACUUGAUAAUCCAUCAAAUGACGUGCGAGCUGCGUUCAGGAACUCUGUAAACUUGUUUUUUACAAAGGAAAUGCUUCUUCUCAGUCUGACGUUUUUUUAUACUGGUCUUGAACUGUCGUUCUUCAGCGGAGUUUACUCACCAAGUAUUGGAUUCACUCAAGCCAUUGGUGAAUCUGCCAAACAACUUGUUGGCUUAUCAGGAAUUUUCAUUGGAGUUGGUGAAGUUUCUGGUGGUGUCCUGUUUGGAUUACUUGGAGCUAGAACAUCAAAUAAAAUUGGACGCGAUCCUAUUGUGAUUCUUGGAUUUAUCGUACAUGUCAUUGCAUUCUUUUUUAUCUUCUUGAACUUGCCAAAUAAUGCAAAUCUAGGCGACACAACUGACAUUGGCAUAUUAACUCAGCCAACAAAGCUAUCAAUUCCUUUAUUCCAUAGCAAUGAUAAAACAAAUGAAAUAAAAAGCGAAGCAUUAAAUCUUGUUUUCAAAUUGCAAUCUUCGAAUGAGUCAUCAAUAUCAGCUGAUAUAAAUUAUGUCAAAUGCACUGGCUCAUCGACGCCCAAGAAAUUAAGCCCAUUGAAUGAAUUUUUGAAACCUCAUAGUAUUCUUUCGCAAAAUAAUUCAUCAGAAAGCGAUGAUGAUGAUGAUGAAAAUUCUAAGAAAGAUGAAAUUAAUUUAUAUCCGUUGACAAAUCAAGUUGGUGGACACACACGACUAUUAUUGCUGAAUGACAGAACAGUUAUAAAACCUCUAAACGUUCGAGAAUUGGAAUUUUAUCAAAACAUUCCAGGCAACGAUAUUCAAGAGUUUGUUCCCAGCUAUAAAGGAGUGAUGCAAGCAACAACAGGUGAAACUUGGGAGAAAAGGUACAGCCCAAACUUUCGGGAUGUUGAUCCUUUAAAGCGCCAAAGUUCAACAAAACGAAAACGAGACGAUGUUCUACGAAUGAAAAUCCAUAAAAACGGAAAUGCUUCGGAAGUUCUUAAAAGUAUUUCGUCUUUAGACAACUCUAAUAAGCAAUACUUCUUAAUGUUGGAAAAUAUCACAUCAAAGUUCCGCCAGCCUUGCAUUUUGGAUCUCAAGAUGGGAACGAGACAACAUGGAGACGAUGCAUCAGCUGAGAAGCGCUCAAAGCAAAUGGCAAAAUGUGCUGCUAGUACAUCAGCGAGACUCGGUGUACGAAUUUGUGGAUUGCAGAAGUUUCUUAUCGGAACAAAUGAACCGAUAAAACGAGACAAGUAUUGGGGUCGCAAAUUAACUGAGGCCGACUUUAAGAAUGCGCUUCAUGAUUUUUUUCACAAUGGCACACGCUUAAAGAGAAAAGUAAUCGAAAAAGUUCUCUCAAGACUCGAGCAAUUGCAUAGUGUGAUUGAAAAGCAAUCAAGUUAUCGAUUUUAUUCAUGCUCAUUGCUUCUUGUGUACGAAGGAAAAGAUGACAUCGAAAUUGAAUCGGAAGCAAAUGAAAAUUUACUUGAACUUAACUCCAACAAUUACGAUGCUGACAUUUCUAAUUGUUCUACUGACAUGAAUUCAUCUCUCAACACAUACCGUCGAUGUUUGUCAAAUGAAGAAAAUGAUUUUGGAAUUGGACAUGACGACGAGUCAAUCAGUUCGUGUACGAAUGAUGAAGAGUUUAUAAAGAAAGAAGAGGGAAUUUCUUGUAAAGGUCGUUUAGAUCGUCCAGAAUCUCUUCUUUCGAUGGAUUCUUGGUUGAAUUAUAGCAAUAGCAGUGACGAGAGUAGAUGCCAGAAUUUUAUCGACCAUCAGAAAGGAUCGAAUUUGCUGUUAACUGACGAUGAAACUGCACAAGAUAAAGACGACGUUGAUGUUUAUGACAAAAUUAAUUUCGUCAAUUCAAAAUCUUUAGUUUCGUGUAAGAAAUCGAAAAUCGAUCAGAAGAGAGAUGAAAGCAACUUGAAUCCGUUUCGCUUUCCAGCAAGUCAAAGCAAGGCAGCUAUCUUUGAGGUGGGAACAAAUAAAUUUGGACAUGAAACUGAUGAUGGCAUUGAAGUUGAAUUAGAAGGUGAAGAAGAUGAUCAACUUUCAUCACUUAGCAGUACAAUUGAUACGAUUAUUGUGAGUGAUUCGGGUGAAACAAAGUUUUUCAAUUCUUCUGGAGAACAAGAAGAUCAUCCGAGCUCCAAGAAGAAAAAAUCGAUCAGAAAUGAUAAAGAUGAUAAAGGAGAAGUUAAAAAAAAAGAAACUCAAACAAAAUUCUCACCGUUAGUUGAUGUACGCAUCAUAGACUUUGCACAUGCAGCGUUCAAAUCAAAAAAUUCGAUGAAAUUACUUCCAAAAAUUGAGAGUGAAAAAAUUCAUCAUGGGCCAGAUGGCGGGUUCCUUACUGGCAUUAAAAGCUUGAAAAAUAUUUUGUCGAAAAUUAUUGAAGAAGCAACAUAAACGAAUUCAAUUAACGCUUCUUCUCAAAGUGUACAAAGUCAUAUUAAGUAAAGUUUCAUUGAACUUAUUUUUUUCUAUUCUUCAUAACCAAUUGUUGAAUGUUUUCAACAAUUAUUCAUUUUUUCGAUUUAGUUCAUGUUGCCAUUGAUAAUUUUUAGUUUUAUUUCCCUUAAUUUCCCGUGCGUGUGUGAAUGUAAAACUGGUUGAUUAAAGUUUAGCAGAGAAACAAAUAAAAAGAAUGACAAAGUAUUUCAAGCGCCAUGUCUCAUUUGUUGAUAUUUUGUUUCACUUAUUUCUUUUCUUUUGAUUCUUCUUGACAUCAUUCUAAUUAAUGUAUCGAUAUAGUUGAACUUGAUAUGUUUACAAAAACGAAUUGUAUGUUAUGUUAAAAUAAGAAUGUGAAUAGAAUUAGGAAAGUAAUGGAUGAAUAAAAAUAAAUUUCGAAUCAAUUAAGAA